This is a messenger RNA of Dovyalis caffra, 1692 nucleotides long. NCBI's taxonomy places the organism in Eukaryota, Viridiplantae, Streptophyta, Magnoliopsida, Malpighiales, Salicaceae. The record is from the annotation of a GenBank genome assembly.
AUGGCGAGUGUGGCGGCGAUCGGAGUCAUGAGGCUACCAUCCUCAUCGUCGUCUUCAACUUCAUCUUCUUCUUCGUCGAAUUCGAGCCGGAGAACUGCUUUCAGGAGUUUGUCCUUCUCGUCUUCCAACCUUUCCGGUGAGAAGGUUCACUCUACAGCACUUACCGGUCGCCGGGAAACUGCUCGUAAUGAGAGAACUCCAAUGGUCGUUUCUCCUAAGGCGGUUUCCGAUUCCAGGAACGCUCAAACUUGUCUUGACCCUGAUGCCAGCAGAAGUGUUCUUGGAAUUAUUCUUGGAGGAGGAGCUGGGACUCGCCUUUACCCACUUACUAAGAAGAGGGCAAAGCCUGCUGUUCCUUUAGGAGCUAACUACAGGCUGAUUGAUAUUCCUGUGAGCAAUUGUUUGAACAGUAACGUAUCGAAGAUUUAUGUUCUCACACAAUUCAACUCUGCAUCUCUCAACCGUCACCUUUCACGGGCUUAUGCGAGCAACAUGGGGGGUUACAAGAAUGAAGGUUUUGUUGAAGUUCUUGCAGCUCAGCAGAGUCCAGAGAACCCCAAUUGGUUCCAGGGCACAGCAGAUGCGGUCAGACAGUAUUUGUGGUUGUUUGAGGAACACAAUAUUUUGGAAUUCCUAGUUCUUGCUGGUGAUCAUUUGUACCGAAUGGAUUAUGAGAGAUUUAUCCAAGCUCACAGGGAAACUGAUGCAGAUAUCACCGUAGCUGCACUGCCAAUGGAUGAAAAACGUGCAACUGCAUUUGGUUUGAUGAAAAUUGAUGAAGAAGGGCGCAUAAUUGAAUUUGCCGAGAAACCCAAAGGAGAACAAUUGAAAGCUAUGAAGGUUGACACGACUAUUUUAGGUCUUGAUGAUGAGAGAGCGAAAGAGAUGCCUUAUAUUGCUAGUAUGGGAAUAUAUGUUGUCAGCAAGAAUGUGAUGAUGGAUCUGCUGAGAGAAAAGUUUCCUGGAGCAAAUGAUUUUGGAAGUGAAGUUAUUCCUGGUGCUACUUCUAUUGGAAUGAGAGUACAAGCUUAUUUAUAUGAUGGCUACUGGGAAGAUAUUGGUACCAUUGAGGCAUUUUAUAAUGCAAAUCUUGGGAUAACUAAAAAGCCAGUGCCAGAUUUCAGCUUCUAUGACCGUUCAUCUCCAAUCUACACUCAACCUCGCUAUUUGCCUCCAUCCAAGAUGCUUGAUGCUGAUGUCACAGAUAGUGUUAUUGGUGAGGGUUGUGUUAUAAAGAAUUGUAAAAUCCACCACUCUGUGAUUGGUCUUCGUUCUUGCAUAUCAGAAGGUGCGAUCAUAGAAGACACAUUAUUAAUGGGAGCAGAUUAUUAUGAGACUGAUGCUGACAGGAGGUUUCUGGCUGCAAAGGGAAGUGUUCCUAUCGGCAUUGGCAAGAAUUCUCAUAUCAAGAGAGCAAUAAUCGACAAGAAUGCUCGGAUCGGGGACAAUGUGAAGAUUGUUAAUGGUGGUGAUGUGCAAGAAGCAGCAAGGGAAACCGAUGGAUAUUUCAUAAAGAGUGGGAUUGUCACAGUAAUCAAGGACGCGUUGAUUCCCAGCGGAACUUGUUGGUGUUUCCAAAUUCGGCCAGUUCGUGCCCCUCUAGCUGGUGGAGCUGGUGCGACAGGUGAUCGCUGCCCAUUUGGCAUUGGAGAUCCUGGCCGAACCGGACCGAGCCGCAAACUCCGACGUUGA